AUGGAGACAAUCCAACCAAGUGUUCCCAAGUACUUGCAAAAUUUUGAAGUGUCCAAAGAGUGCAAUGAUCUGAUUUCCUCCUUGCCCAAAGAUAGAGGAUGGGCUGUACCCAUCAUGUACCAAUACCAAGGUUUUUGGCAUCAUACUUGGCAGCUCCAAGGAGUUCUAGCAUUUCAAAAACAUUUUCUUGCACAAGACACUGAUAUUCUUCUCGUUACAGCUCCAAAAUCUGGCACCACCUGGUUAAAGGCAAUUUCUUUUGCUAUCAUAAACCGAAUUCAAUAUCCUAUCGCUUCCAAAGACCACCCUUUACUCAAAAACAAUUCCCAUGUAGUUGUGCCUUUUGUGGAACAGGUCUAUGCUGAUGAUAACUCUAAUCCCGACUUCUCUGAGACACCUCCUAGACUCUUUGCCACUCAUGUGCCUUAUGUUUCACUACCUGAAUCCAUCCACAAUUCCAAGGUGAAGAUCGUUUAUAUGUGCCGAAACCCAAAAGACUUAUUUAUUUCUGCUUUUCACUUUACAAACAAGUUGAGGCCCCAACAUAUGGGGACCAAUUCCAUGGAAGAGAUGUUUGAUUUGUUCUGUAAAGGAGUGUUCCUAUAUGGGCCCUAUUGGGACCAUGUGCUCGAAUUUUGGAAUGAGUCUCUAAAGAAGCUUAAAAAAGUGUUGUUUUUGAAGUACAAGGAGAUGAAAGAGCAGCCAACUACUCAAGUAAGAAAAUUAGCAGAGUUUUAUGGUUGUCCAUUUACACUAGAGGAAGAGAAGGAGGGGAUUGUGGAUGCUAUCUUAGGUUUGUGUAGCUUUGAAAGUUUGAGUAAUAUGGAGGUGAAUAAAAAAGGAUAUUUGCCGACCGGUGAGAUGAAGGAGGCGUACUUCCGGAAAGGUGAGGUCGGGGACUGGAAGAAUCAUUUGACAGUGGAGAUGGCGGAAAAACUAGACAUCAUCAUUGAAUGCAAGUUUCAAGGAUCAGGAUUAAAAUUUUAA
Lactuca saligna is the source of this 987-nucleotide messenger RNA. Lineage: Eukaryota; Viridiplantae; Streptophyta; Magnoliopsida; Asterales; Asteraceae. The record is from the annotation of a GenBank genome assembly.